UGGGGAAACUGACGCUAGAUCCGCCGACCUCUUGCAAUGUCUAUGAGAGUGAGAAAAUGGAGAGAAUUGCCAGAAGGAUGGUGUUUGCGAGAUUGGAGAAGGGCAUCGCGACGCUGGUUGAUGAAAAAGCGGCGGCUUGAGUGGGCAAGGGUGUCCCCUCUGUAGUCUUCGGUCGGCAGUUGGCAGUUGUUUCUCUCUCUGUCAUUUACAUCUCCUCGUUCGACCUUCUCUCACUGCCCAGUUAGCCCAUAUCAUAUCCGCUGUGUGUGCUGGCGUGCACGGGACUUGCACACAUUGCUUAAAGGACGAACGUACCUCCUCCUCCAUCGUCUGCUCCGUGGCUUCAUCUUUUGGGCUUAAUCCCUCCUGCCUCUCGCUUUGCUCUCUCCUCUCCUCCCACCUUAGGAAUUCCGUGUCCUGGUAGGCAUGGGGGAGACGAUCUGAACUUGACUUCCUCUCUUUCUCUCUCUGCCCGUCUGUACGCGUUUUCUCUGCAUCGCUUUCGCUCGUUCCUCUGUGUACGUCUGCUUUGCGCUGUCUUCUCUUCUGUCUCUAUCACGACUGCGAUUUCCUGCUGAUCUCUCUGUCUGCCUGCCUGCCUGUCUGCCGCUCAUUGUGCGCCCGUCCUCUCUCUCUCUCUCUCUGGUGUCCGUUUCCUCUGUGUUCCCCUCUCUCCCUCCUUUCCUUCCCGCCUUUCUUUGGUUCCUUGUCUCGUUCCCCCUCUCGUACGUUGUUCUGUCUGCAAGCCCAGGCGAUGUGUUUCGGGCACGGUGAGGUCUUCUUCACUUUACCGAGGCCACGUGUCGGCAGGAGAUAGCCUGUGUGAAGUAGAGAUGGAGGGCAGAUGAUGGCAGCGGGCGAUAAGUGGGUAUGAAGCACGCAGGGGGGGGGCGUUAUUGAGAUCGGAGCGGUAGGGAAGCUGCUGACGUGGCGACUGACCUGGCGUUAGAUUGACUGGAGGAUCAGGAUAUGAAGACAUGGAUUGUCAUCGGUGGUGCCUUUGUCGGCUCUUGUGAAUCGUAGGCAAGGGCAGAGAAUGAAGUCGUGAUGAUUGAUCGGCUCAACGACGACUGGCUGUAGUGCUAAAUUGCUGCCAAAGCGCAUCCAACGCAGGAGGAGGAGGUGGUGCUUUAAUCAUCGUCUAUGUUACGUUAGCUAGGUACAAGUGGAAGUGCAACGAGCCAGCCGACGUCGCAGUUCGAGUCUGUUUCCAGUCAAUCAAGCCGAAAACGACCUAAUCAACCGGCGAGAUUCCGGAACCAGAACGGGUGCGCGGGGAAGGGGACGGUAUAAACCACUGAGAACACCCCAGAAAUUCCGUAUCUGUCCCUCCCUCUACCGAUCAACCAACCAAUGUCUCAGAGAUUCAGAGGACUAGGUGUAAGAGGGUAGAGAGAGAGAGAGAGAGAGAGAGAGAGAGAGAGAGACCCCAUCAACCAAUCAAUCUGUCGAAGAGAUUUAGAGGACUAGGUGUAAGAGGGUAGAGAGAAGCGCAGAGAGAGAGAGAGAGAGAGAGAGAGAGAGAGAGAGAGAGAGAGAGAGAGAGAGAGAGAGAGAGAGAGAUGGAAAAGGGUCGGUGAAGCGGAUACCGUGUUCUGAUCAAAGCUGUGAGGGCCGGCAUCGGUGAAGUGAAGAUUUGAGGAUUUGUGGUGAAUUAGGGUUUUUCUCGUUUUCUUCGGUUUCGGAGGAUAAAAAUUCUUUUGUAGUGAAGGAAGGGAGAGGGGACAAGAUGAGUCGACCUCAGAAUAAACGGCAAACACUGAAGAUGGACCCGUUCCGGCAUCGAGUAGAGGCGGACCCCCACUACGCGGAGAACUCGUGGAAGAAGUUGGACGACGCGAUCCAACAGAUUUACAGCCAUAAUGCGGGCGGGUUAAGUUUCGAGGUCUUGUACAGAACCGCAUACAACAUGGUUCUCUUCAAAUACGGGGACAAGCUGUACUCGGGUCUGGUGCAGACAAUGACGAAUCAUCUGCGUGAUAUUGCAAGGACGAUUGAGGCGGCCCAAGGAAGUAUGUUUUUGGUGGAGUUGAACAACCAGUGGAUGGAGCACGGCAGAUCGUUACAGAUGAUACGAGACAUUCUUAUGUACAUGGACAGGACGUAUGUGAACAAGAACAAUAAGGUGAAGGUUCAUGACCUUGGGUUAAAGCUCUGGCAGGAGCAGGUCAUCCUGGCGCCGAAGAUAAGAGAUCAACUGAGGGAAACACUGCUAGACAUGGUGCACAAGGAGCGGACGGGCGAAAUCAUUAAUCGAGGACUUCUGAGGAAUAUCACACAGAUGCUGAUGGAUCUGGGGGAGAAGGUGUAUCAGGAGGAGUUUGAGAGGCCGUUCCUGGAUGCGGCUACGGAUUUCUAUCGGAUAGAGUCGCAGCAGUACAUUGCCACGUGCGACUGCGGCGACUACUUAAAGAAAGCGGAGAAACGGCUCAACGAGGAGAUAGAAAGGGUUUCCCAUUACCUGGACCAGAAGACUGAGGCAAAGAUCACAGAUGUUGUGGAACGGCAAAUGAUCGGCAAUCAUAUGAAACAUUUGGUGGAGAUGGAGAACUCCGGCCUCGUGCAGAUGCUAGUGGAUGACCGAUACGAGGAUUUGGCAAGGAUUUUCCAGCUCUUCAAGAGGCUGUCGAAUGGUCUACCAACAAUACGGGAGCUAAUGACCACUCACGUGCGCGAAACAGGGCGGCAGCUGGUUGUGGACCCGGAGCGGUCAAAAGACCCUGUUGAGUUUGUGCAGCGUCUGCUUGACGAGAAGGAGAAGUAUGACAAGAUCAUCAGCCGGUCUUUCAAUAACGACAAAGGGUUUCAUAAUGCGCUCAAUUCGUCCUUUGAGUACUUCAUUAACUUGAAUCCGCGCUCACCUGAGUUCAUCUCCCUGUUCGUGGAUGACAAGCUGCGCAAGGGGUUGAAAGGUGUGAGCGAAGAGGAUGUCGAGAUCGUUCUGGACAAGGUCAUGAUGCUGUUCCGUUAUUUACAAGAGAAGGAUGUGUUCGAGAAGUAUUAUAAGCAGCAUUUGGCGAAGAGGCUGCUUUCGGGGCGAACUGUCUCUGACGACGCGGAACGCAGUUUGAUUGUCAAGCUGAAGACGGAGUGUGGAUACCAGUUUACGUCGAAGCUGGAGGGGAUGUUUACGGACAUGAAGACCUCCAAGGACACAAUGCAAGGGUUCCAGACGUACCUGGCACAGACAGAAGGCAGCACCAACGCAGAAGGAACGACGCUCUCGGUGCAAGUUCUGACGACAGGUUCGUGGCCAACUCAAGCAGGCGCGAGGUGCAAUCUGCCGGCAGAAAUUCUCACGCUGUGUAAUAAGUUCAAGCAGUACUACCUGUCAACGCACACGGGAAGGCGGCUGACAUGGCAAACGAAUAUGGGCUCCGCAGACUUGAAGGCAACCUUCGCCUCGGGCGAAAAACACGAGCUCAAUGUCUCGACCUAUCAAAUGUGCAUUCUGCUGCUUUUCAACGACUCAGACCGGUUAUCGUGUAGAGAGAUUGCACAAGCGACGGACAUUCCAUCACAGGAUCUGAAGAGGAAUCUCCAAUCGCUUGCAUGUGUGAAGGGCAAGAACGUUCUGCGGAAAGAACCGAUGAGCAAAGACAUUGGUCCCGACGAUGUGUUCUUUUUCAAUGACAAGUUCACUAGCAAGUUUUACAAGGUGAAGAUUGGAACUGUAGCAGCGCAGAAGGAGAGCGAGCCGGAGAAGCUUGAGACUCGACAAAAGGUGGAAGAAGAUAGAAAGCCGCAGAUCGAAGCGGCAAUUGUCAGAAUCAUGAAGUCGAGGCGUGUUCUCGACCAUAACAACAUCAUUAGUGAGGUCACGAAACAGCUGCAGUCAAGAUUCUUGCCUAAUCCUGCUGUAAUUAAAAAGCGGAUUGAGAGUUUGAUCGAGAGGGAGUUUCUGGAGAGAGACCGUAAUGACAGAAAGCUGUACCGUUACCUUGCGUGAACGUCCAUGGAACACUUGGGCAUGUUCUUCUUCAGAGCAUUGCCAGUUUCUCCAAGUCAGCAGUGCCGGCAGCAAAGGAUAAGCGACAAGCUCAUGAAAGCAACAGGAUAACGGGGGCCACACUACGACUUGCAUGACUGGGAGAGUUUCUCUUCUUGAUGCUCUGGAAGGGACAGAGGGGUAGCGAAGCUGGAGAUGAAGAUGGUGUUGACAAUCACAUUCCUCUUGCAAUGGCAGUGGGGUGUUCUUCUACCUUUUUAAAACAUUCUCUCUCUCCCCCCUCUCUCUCUCUCUCUGUGUUUCUUUCUCUCUUACUCCCCUCUGGCUCUCCCCCCCCCCAAAAAAAAAACUUCUUUAUCUCUGUGUCUGCUUCUCUGCUGCCAAGAGCCAGGAUCGGAGUUGUGGUGGUGAAUUGGAUGGGUGUACAGGGUUCUUCGGCAGAAGCAAGAGAGAGCAGAGGAUGACAUGAAAACCUUCAAUGAUGGUACCCUCAGCUCUGAGGUCUUUGACCAGCUCCACUGCACCUAAUUUGGUUUGAUUGUGUGUGCGUGAUGAAGGGAUGUGAGUGAUGGUGGGUGCGGGUCAUGGAUGGAGGCAGGUGUCGGAAUGCGGGCGAGCACUUCUGAUCGUGAGAACAUCUGUUCUAGCUUUUUGACUCAGGUGGUGUCAUGGCAUACAUGUUGGGAAGGAGGACCUUGGCAGAAGUGAAGUUGAGUUGCAGUUGCCGGCACGGAGUGGAGGUGGGUGUGGGAAAAAGUGGGCUGCGAUGCGUGAUCAUGGAGAGCGCCAGUGAGACCUGAGAACACACACGUUCAGCAUUAUGGAUGGAGGCAGGAAGUUGGAAGAAAUGGACAGAGACAAAGAUGAGUUGCGAUUGCCGGCACGGGAUGUGAUGACUUCACCUACUCAGCACGUUCUUAAUGGUUUUGGCCUCCGUAAGUUAGCAAGAGGAGGUGGCCGUGUUGAAAGCUCUGCUGUGCACGUGACCCUGUCUGCUGCAUAUGCGCGUGCAUGCAAGGUAGGUAUGAUGCAGGGUAUGCUUUUCAUUUCUGGAAAGAUUCGUCGUGAACGAGGUGAAAGGCGACCGGUCCUCGAUGAGGGAGAAGUGAACUGUGCUAAAAGUGUGAGCGACAAUGGAGGUGGUCAGGUGGGAACCAUGCAUGUGGAAAUUGGUGGUUCUGGUAGACUGACCCGUAGAUGGGCAAAUGGGGGGAUGAACGAGCAAGUGGAAUCGGUGUGUAGAAGAUGUGCCUGGAGCACACAAGUGCCUGUGCAUCAAUGCAAGGAAGGGGGUUAAUCGUGUUUGGUAGUUGACGCAACGUGCAAGAGUUUUCUAUGCUUAGGUUUCGGUUCGCGCUGAGAAGAGGAGGAUGGUUGGAGGCGGGGGAAGGUUGUGUUCCCCCCUCCCUGUUGGGUGUUCCUUCAGCCAGCUGGACGGUGCAGUUCGCAAGACCACUUUGUUUAUACACUGACGGUGGUAUUGCCGAGUGAGCAGUCUCUCCCAGCUCAGUGUCGUCUUUAACACGUUGCGCUUGGUUUCUGCGAUGCUCGUGUGAAUGUGUUCUGUUCCUCUGUGACUCCGUUGUAAUAGUAAAACAAUGUCUGUCUGGUGCCUGUUCAUGUUGAUGACUAUGAAUCUUAUGAUGGUUUGUGGUCUCCCAAUUACUCCUGUGGAUUAGUAGAGAUGCCUAUGUGGAGGGAUCUGUGGAGUCGUUUCCUGGCAUUCGUUGUUUGUCAACGAGCUGUCAAGUAGAAGCACUUUGGCAAGAGUGGGCUGCUUCCUGGGCGAUCAUCUAUAUGUUUAUUUGUUCGUUGUAUGUGGGAAAAAAGUAGAGUUUCUUCGCAGUGGGGGAAGGUGUUGCCCAGCCACCAGAGAUUGAUGUCUCAAAUUGUUGGUUCUGUUGUUUGGGAGGCAUCGGAGUUUCCGUGAUUGAAAUCAGGAGGGAUUUGUGAACUAAUAUGAAGGGGGGAUUGGUGUUGGCCUUCAACUGUCUUUCCCCUAUGUGUGUAGGUGUGUGCGCAGAUGGGGUGCCGUACUCAGGUUAAGGGAAGAGGCAAGUGCAUAUGCGUUGCGCAUGCGGAACGCAUGCGGGGAGACAGGUGUAUGCCUGCUGGUUUGAUUCACACUGAGUGCGACGGGAGUAGCGAGGUAGAGAGCUGCAGUAGGGAGGGCGCGGAAGAAGGAGAGGAAGGUAGGCUUGCAUCCAACAAGCUAGGUGGUUUGAAAUGCUAGUUAGCGCGACUGACAACUGUAAUCUGUUCAGUAUUCCAACUUUGAAUUUUCUCCAGUCUCUGCACGAUGGUCGUUUUUAGCGCAUCCAAAUUGCAUUUUGUGGGCUUCAUUUGCUGGUCCAUCUUCCUCCUCCCGUCGCCACUUUUUCUUAGUUGUGAAUAGGGCGUACUCACACUAGCUGUAUCGGAAAUGCAUCUGACAGCAUUUAUGGGCGGGACCUGGAUGUGUCUGACUGCAAUCGAGUCCAUAAGUAAAAAUGUCCCUAGUGU
Messenger RNA from Chara braunii, 6451 nucleotides. The record is from the annotation of a GenBank genome assembly. NCBI's taxonomy places the organism in Eukaryota, Viridiplantae, Streptophyta, Charophyceae, Charales, Characeae.